CGGGUUGGUCUCCUGAACACAACUCGGGAUGGGUUUUAUUUACCAGAAGCUGAACUACGUUGCGUGAACCGACUUAAAGAAGAACCGGCUGCUGUCGUUCUUUGGGGGGUCAGACGACCCCCAGACGUAUCUAAACAUGGCUGUUCGGAGAUAAUAAAGCUGCUGUACAAGACGAACCAUGUGGCGAGUUCAAGGAUUUGUUGGAAGAGUUCUGCAUCGAUGCCACGGCAGCGCCCCCCUGCGACUGCCCCAGAACCAUUAUGUGGAGGACGAGGUCAUCAACAGUUCAACUGCCCUCUCCACUUCUCGCCACUCCUCUGGCAGCGGUUUUUCAGUCACCUCUCAGAAAGAGGACGAUGGCGAGAGGAGGAAGAAACAGGGGACCUUUCAGUUUGGCUACGCUGAGCUUCCACGUUACACAGCCCUGGAUGCUGUGGGAUGGGGCGCAGCAGCAGUUCUGUUCAUGCAGAUCUGCAGGAGGAUCCACUCGCAGUUCUCUUCAGGCACUGAGCCGAGUCCAAUCCCUGGAGCCCAGACUGCACCCUCCACCCUGCACAAGUGUGGCUACCGCAUCCUGCUGGAGAUCUUGUCUAAACGUGAUGUCCUGCCCAGAGGAACGAGUGUGUUGUGUUUGCCAGGGGUGCCAGAAAGGCAGAACCAAGAUCAGUCCCCAGCUCAGAGCAGCAGCAGCAGCAGCAGCAGCAGUAGUAGUAGCAGCAACAGGACAGGUGACAGCAGUGUUCACUGCAGCAGUGAGGAGGACCAUCUGACUGCUGGCUGCUCCAUCUCUCACCAACAGGGGGCACUUCUGAACCAGGAUUCUUCUUUACACGAGGAAUCCUUUCUGUCAGCAUCCUGUCCUCUGCAGAAUGAUGCCAACCAACACAACACAGAGACUAAAGAUGCUAAUGACAAGGACAUGUCUGAUGAGGAGAAGCUGGCAGGAGCAGCACUGGACCUCAGACAUGUGGGAGACACCAGCAUUCCUGUUGUCCUCAAUAUCAUUGGUCUAGAAAGUGCCAAGACUGAGAACUACGAAGAAGCCUUUACAUGUUUUUUAGCUGCAGCUCAGCAGGGUUACAGCAAGGCCCAGUUUAACACGGGGGUGUGCUACGAGAAAGGCAGAGGAGUCCGCAAGGACAACGACAAGGCUCUGUAUUACUACCAGCAGGCAGCCGUUGGGGGUCACAGACAGGCUCAGUACCGGUAUGCAAAGCUGCUUCUGACCAGCAGAGGGCACCAGAGUUUAGAGGAGCUGAAUGUGGCCAUCAGCUUUCUGGAACAGGCUGCUGCAGCUGGACUCACCAAGGCUCAGGUCUGCCUGGCCUCGGUCUACUCCCAGGAACAGGUGAGAGACGGGAGCAAGUCUGUCCAGUACCUGAAGAUGGCAGCAGCGAGCGGAGACGACACCGCUCUGCUGUACCUCGGUCAGUGUUUUGAGAGCGGCUUUGGGGUGCAGCAGAAUCUGAGGACAGCGAUUGAAUACUACAAACGAGCCGCUCGAGCUGGCAACAGUCAGGCUAAGAGCUUACUGAUGCCUCCUAAUGACACAGACUGUAAGGAAAAUGCAGUGUUGCGCUCCAUCCGUUCAGCUCCAUGCUUCCCCGUAGCCGAUGGUCGGCUCCAGCAGCCUCUCUUCUCCCUGUCCAGUCAUGUCCCUCACUUCAACAGUCACCCCAUCAACCUUCCCUUCCUGCCUCACUCCUGGAGCACCGGGAGCCUGUGUGUCCCUACAGCGCUGUCCUCCGCGCCUCUUCACCUCCAUCCCCACAGCACUGAGGGAGGAAUGUGCCAGUGGACUGUCGGGAUAGGAUAGUUAGCCAGCACAGAAUGUAUUUUCACCAGUCAAGAAAUCUGGAUUAGAGUGUAGGUGUGUUAUUAUGUUCAAGGUUUUUUUAUAAGUCUGAAUGAGUUGUUGUAGACCAGGUCUUACAAAAGUAUGUGUGGAAUGAGAUAUACAAGCAUUUCUAUUAUUUCUUUUUAUAUUGUACAGUGUUUUUUGUCAUAAGUUCUCCUGUGAGUAAGAAAACAUGAUUCAGGUGCCUUUGGGGGUGGUUGGGAAUCUCAGAUCCUUCCCUACUAAUGUGAGAUCAACUACAUGAAAAAGAGGUUUAUAAUCAUUUUGCCCCCUGUAACUGUAUUGCUGAGUUUACACCUCUGAAAAUGACAAAGUACUUUACAUUAGUGUCACAUUUUAACCUUUGAUAAUUCAGUUUCUGAAUAUGUGAAAUGGUUAAGUGCUGUCUGUCCUCUAUAAAAGAACAAAGGGAAAUUACUACAUGUUGUGUGAUAGUCCAACCUGUUAUAUACAUAUGCCAAAGUGAAUAUUCAUGCACAAUGAGGAGGAGGUUCUACUGUUAUACGCACACACUAAAUAAUAAUAAAAUAUCAUAAAAGGCUA
This is a messenger RNA of Micropterus salmoides (largemouth bass), 2401 nucleotides long. RefSeq names its product DAP3-binding cell death enhancer 1-like. Lineage: Eukaryota; Metazoa; Chordata; Actinopteri; Centrarchiformes; Centrarchidae. The record is from RefSeq and is a predicted model, not a curated record. Gene Ontology annotation, molecular function: protein binding. The transcript is spliced from 12 exons. Bases 179 to 1816 code for a protein of 545 amino acids.